AUGAAGCCUAUGGCUGAUAUGAAUUGUACUUUUGAUCAACAUGGGGACCCAAAUGGAGAUAGACUACUGCUCCAGGCGCUGUGGGAUGAUCUGCGAGCGCGACGGGAGUUCCUCAUGUCACCUUACCUGCCCGCAUGCUUCGCUUUCCUCAUCCACCUUCUCCUCUGCUCACCUUUUCUAGUAUUUGAAGCGCUGGGAUGUUUCUGGCCAAGGAUACAUCUCUACAGGAUCUCUAGGAACGCUGAACCGUUGGGGUUGUGUUUGCAGAGAUGGGUUGACUGCUUUUGGAGGAUUUUUAUCAAAUACCUGACAACUAUUCUCCCGGCCAGCGCGCUUUACCAAAGCGUUCGGAAUCAUAUAUCUCCAGAACUCGCGCCAUCCUGGAGAGUGCUCAUUGCGGAGGUUAUCGCGUGCCUACUUUUAUUCGAUGCGCUGUUCUUUAUAUGGCAUUAUUCCAUGCAUCGGUAAGUUUUUUGUUUUUAUGAGGCACUUUGAUGUGUAGUGAUUCAACUGCAAAUAAGCAGGUCUCAAUUUACAUGAGCUGUUUAUGAGACAGUUGGAAUAAAAUCUCUUCAGGUUGUGCAUAAUAUUGCGGCAUAUUUCAUAUCAUCCGAUAAAAUGACACUGCUCAGCUCAGCUCAGCUAUAGAGUACCACAGUAUGAGUCAUAAUACCCAUAAAACCUAGUGGUCAAACAGGGAAAUGGUUCCAACCACCAUUCAUUUUUCUGAUAUUUUUUUGUUGUUGAAACACUUAAAAUAAGGGCUGUGUUUCGUGUAGGCUUAUCCUGGCAUGACGUUUUGAUAACAGUAUAAGUCUCUCUAGGACAAGGUGACUUUGAUCAAUAUAUUUGCCUGCAUUUACUCAAUAACAAAUAAAUGCUAAUUAGAUGCUAAUGUUGCUAUCAUAAAGAACUACAAAUGUCAUGAUGAUCUGGAAGAGACAGCUGAAUCGAAGUGAAGGUAAGAAUCUCUGGAUUAACUACCUAAUGCUAACUAAAUGUAGGAAUGAAUAAAUUGGCUAUAUUUCUUUAAAUGGGUGAUGCUGUGAACUGUCUUGUGCAAGUUUUAAAUUGACACAAUACCUGUUAGCAAAGGUGUCAGCUAGAGAUGAUGUGCAGGAGCUUGCAGGAAUUUGUAGUUUUGCAUGAUAUCUACAUUGAUGCUAAUAAGAUUUUUUGAAUCUGAGAGUAAAUAAAGCCGAAUAUAAAAGUCAACUUGUCCGAGAGAGAUUUACAUGGGUAUCAAAACAUCACACCAAGGUAAGCCUACACGAAACACAGCCUUUAUUUUAAGUGUUUCUAAAAUCCCCUAUGGGAAAAGUGAAUGGUGGAAAAACAUUUGGAAACAUUUCUCUGUAUGACACCUCCACUGUGGGGCUCUAUAGCCCGAUGUAGCAUCCACAGUUACAACCAAUAGGUGGCACUAAAAUACCAAUAUAUGGACACAUUUCAUCCAAAUAUACUAAACAAAAAUAUAAAUGCAACAUGUAAAGUGUUAAAUAAAAUAUCCCAGAAAUGUUCCAUACGCACAAAAAGCUUAUUUCGCUCAAAUGUUGUGCACAAAUUUAUUUACAUCCCUGUUAGUGAGCAUUUCUCCUUUGCCAAGAUAAUCCAUCCACCUGACAGGUGUGGCAUAUCAAGAAGCUGAUUAAACAGCAUGAUUAUUACACAGGUACACUUUGUGCUGGGGACAAGAAAAGGCCACUCUAAAAUGUUCAGUUUUGUCACACAACACAAUGUCACAGAUGUCUCAAGUUUUGAGGGAGCGUGCAAUUGGCAUGCUGACUGCAGGAAUGUCCACCAGAGCUGUUACCACAUAAUUUAAAUUUAAUUUCGCUACCAUAAGCCUCCUCCAACGUUUUAGAGAAUUUGGCAGUCCAUCCGCAGACCACAUGUAACCGGCCAGCCCAGGACCUCCACAUCCUGCUUUUUCACCUGCGGGAUCAUCUGAGACCAGCCACCCGGACAGCUGAUCGAACUGUGGGUUUGCACAACCGAAGUAUUUCUGCACAAACUGUCAGAAACCGACUCAGGGAAGCUCAUCUGCGUGCUCGUCGUCCUCACCAGGGUCUUUACCUGAAAGCAGUUCGGCAUCGUAACCGACUUCAGUGGGAAAAUGUUCACCUUCGAUGGCCUCUGGCACGCUGGAAAAGUGUGCUCUUCACGGAUGAAUCCUGGUUUCAACUGUAAUGGGCAGAUGGCAGACAGCAUGUAUGGCAUCGUGUGGGCGAGCGUUUUGCUGAUGUCAACGUUGUGAACAGAGUGCCCCAUGGUGGCGGUGGGGUUAUGGUAUGGGCAGGCAUAAGCUACGGAUAACAAACACAAUUGCAUUUUAUCAAUGCCAAUUUGAAUGCAAAGUGAUACCAUGACGAGAUCCUGAGGCCCAUUGUCAUGCCAUCCAUCUGCCGCAAUCACCUCAUGUUUCAGUAUGAUAAUGCACGGCCCCAUCUCACAUCUAUACACAAUUCCUGGAAGCUGAAAAUGUCCCAGGUCUUCCAUGGCCUGCAUAGUCACCAGAAAUGUCACCCAUUGAGCAUGUUUGGGAUGCUCUGGAUUGACGUGUACGACAGUGUGUUCCAGUUCCCGCCAAUAUCCAGCAACUUUGCACAGCCAUUGAAGAGGAGUAGGACAACAUUCCACAGGGCACAAUCAACAGCCUGAUCAACUCUAUGCGAAGGAGAUGUGCCGCGCUGCAUGAGGCAAAUGGUGGUCACACCAGAUACUGACUGGUUUUCUGAUCCAAGGUAUCUGUGACCAACAGAUUCAUAUCUGUAUUCCCUGUCAUGUUAAAUCCGUAGAUUAGGGCCUAAUGAAUUGAUUUAAAAUGACUUAUAUGAACUCUAACUCACAAGCACUUAUAUGAACCCCCCCACGAGCACUUCUUCAUGCUUGUGUGACACUUUUGAAUGUGGGCCAAAAGGGAAAUAGCUAGCUAGCAAGGAUGACUCCAGUACCCCCGCCUGCUGGUACUGGAGUCAUCCUUGCUAGCUAGCGGGAGUGGGGUGAAUGAGACUGUCUACCGGUCGUCCCCGCCUCCCACUAGCACAGCAGACGGGAGGCUAGGGCGACACCGUGUACUAGCUAGCUUGAUAGUUAGCAACACCUUGUGCUAGCUAGCUAGCUUGCUAGUUAGCUAACACAUGGUGUCGCCCCCGCCGCCUGUCUGCUGUGUACCAGGGUCCUCCUUAGGACUAGCUGACUAAGCUAGCACACAGUGUCCUUCGCUCCCGCCUGCCAAACACCUGCCCUCAACGUUAUUGUGGAUUAAUGGCACCUACUGUACUGGAGCGCCCCACCUCCCGCCUGUCCUAGCUAAAAAAAUUACCAAUAGAAGUAUAAAGAGGGAUUCCUGCUGAUGCAGGAAUGCCCACAUGCAGGAACACCCCGAAUUCUAGGCGGCAAUUGCACACUUCUCGAAUAAUUUGCAACACAAAUUCCAUAGCCUUUCACAAUGGAUUUACAAUUCUUCCAAUGCACACUUGCAAACACACACACACAAACACACACAAUAAUAUUAUUAUGUGAAAUAGUAUUGCACACACAUAUAUGAUAAAUAAGGUUCUAACAAAAUGUCCAUACCAACAAUUGAAAUGACUGAAAAAUGCAGUUCAAAACUUCAAAAAACGGUCUCAAAUGAAAUUCUAGCUUGAUAAAUCAAAUGCAUCAAAGGGAUAUGGUCUACAUGUAUUCUCAUUUUCAUUCAACAGUAGCCUAACCUACAAAUUGCAAAGGAAAAUGUGUUUAGGCCUAUCUUUACUUAUAAAUGAAGUCUAUUCGUCUGUCUUUUAGGGUGAACCUCUCAGUGACAGCGUUGUAGGGCCAAGGAUAACAAAAUUAUCAAACCUGGCUUUCAUUGGAACACUAUUGUCCAAAAUGUUGUAAAACAUUCCUCUGAUCUCAGAUCAGCUGUCUGCUCCGGGUUGAUGGGUCUGUCAGGCCGAGUGUGGUGCAUUCGAGCUGAUGAUUUUCUGUCCCUUCCUCUGAUGGUCAGGAAGUGCAGGUGUUGGUCUUCCUCUCUUAAUUAUGCCAAGUUUUCCUUGGAAAUCCAACAUGGAAAAUUGUUUGAGGUGCAGUAUAGUGUCCAUUUGUCAGGCUGUUUUUGUUGCUAGCUUCGUUCAGUUCAAGGGAUGUGAGCGCCAAAUUAUGUAGACACGCCCAAAUGUGCAGAGCUUACCGCAGGCUUACCCACACAUGUUUAGGCAAUACGCAUGCGCAAAAUAUGAAAUUGUCUCAAUGCAACGAAUGAAGCGAGGCCUGUGCUGACCCUGUCCAUCAACAGUGACUGGAGUCAGGAAGGAAGGCAUGAAUACCCUGGUGCCUUUCCUGAGGUUUUGAUGAAGUUUUAGAAAAUGUUGAGAUUGAGCAUAAAAACCACCAGAAUCAUUGAGAAAAAACAUUAGAUAACAAAAAAUUAUAAUUUAUAUAAUUUAUUUAUUUAUUUGGCUUUUCAUAACAGCUUACAUUUUUUAAAAUUAUCACAGGGUAAGCACUGCCUACCCUGACUGCACGUCAAUGCUACAUUGCUUCUCAGGGCCUUCCUGUAUGUAAGCAUAUCAUGGCAUCUGCCAAGAGUCAGACGUCUGGACCUUUAUGGCACAGGGCGUAGUGGGCUCGCCCUGUAACUGCAGGGGUCACUGGUUCAAUCACCAGAGGCUACUCCUCUUAAUUCACCACACAGCCAUAUUUUUGAUAAUUUGGUUGUAAACCAGACAACAAAGUUAUAAACCAACACAAUACAGUGCAUACACAUGAAAGUUCUGUCUGUAUGGUCCCCAGGGUUCCUUGGCUGUAUCGGAGGGUCCACCAGGCUCACCACCAGAACCGCAUUACCUUUGCCCUGACUGCCCAGGAUGCCAGCCCGGCUGAGCUCCUCUCCCUGCAGGUGCUGGCCCUGACCAGUGCCUGGGUGGUGGGCUGCCACCCUUUGAGCGAGGCCCUGUUCCACCUGCUCAACACCUGGCUGGCCGUAGAGGACCACUGUGGCUAUGACCUGCCCUGGGCCCUCCAUAGACUGCUGCCCUGCUUCGGAGGGGCCCCCUUCCACCAGGCACACCACCAAAUAUACAGGGGGAACUACGCCCCCUACUUCAGGCACUGGGACUGGCUCUGUGGGACCUACCUGAGGGUCAGGGAGGAGGCUGGGAGGAAACAUGGAGGGAGGACAAUGAGGAGGAGGAGGAAGAGGAGGAAAAGCCUGGGAUCUGACUGUGUGUGUGCACGGGCGUGCAUGUGUUAAAAUUGAUGCAAGCAAUGAAGCAAUCAAAUAACUGAGAGGUCAGUUUUCAGGUUUUCACUCUCAAAAUUAAACUUUUUAAAAAUACAACAUCCAAUUUUGUUGUUUUCUAAGUCCACAACAAUGCUUAAACCACAUCAGGAGACCACUUUUGAGGUCUGGGAAGAAAAUACAAAAAUAUAUAUUUUGGAGGGUUUAGUUGCCCUUUAAUUUCAAUUGAGCACAUCAAGAGACUUGUGUUUGGCUGGCAGUGUUUCCGUACUGCAUGUGCAAUAGCAGAGUUUGCAAAACAAAAGACCACCCGAUUGAUACAAAUCAUGAUAUCAUAUCAUUCUACCAGGUAAGCCUACUUUGCAGUUAACAUUUCAUUUGGAAAGUUUAUGGGCAAGCCUUUAGAAAUUACUGUUUCGGCAAUGUUAACUGGCUGCACAAAGUGGUAGACACAGGCAUUCCCAUGCCAUUACAUCUGUAGAAAGUUGUAAGAAAUACAAAUCACAGAUGCAUUCUUUAAUAUUCUUUACAUGUACGCUUUGGGUUGAAUGAAUCUGUGCUUGCUUUUUUCUCUAGGGCAUUUGGAAACAACAGCUGCACAGUGAAGCCUCAACUAGCUCUCACAGUCUCACGUCAGAGUUAGACAUUUGGUCAAUAUUUCUCAAACAUCAAAUUCCGAAGUGUUUAAGGUUAAGUUUAGGCAUUAACUCUGAAAUCUUAAGGUUAGGCAUUAACUCUGAAUGGUUAAGGUUUCGGCAUAAAAAAAUAACAAACAAAAAAACGUUAUAUCGCUGGAUUCGAACUUGCAACCUUUGGAAUCAGAGGCGGAACUUUCUAUUGCUGGAUUCGAACUUGCAACCAUUGGAAUCAGAGGCGGAACUUUUUAUUGCUGGAUUCGAACUUGCAAUCUUUGGAAUCAGAGGCAAAACUUUCUAUCGCUGGAUUCGAACUUGCAUCCUUUGGUAUCAGAGGCAGAAUCAGAGGCAGAUGCUUACGCCCAUCCGCCAUCCGGUACACAAUGAGCUCACUGUUGCCCCUAGUGGCCGGUUUCCAUGUCAUCCAUCUUCCGAUGUCCUCAGACAUGGAUGGACAUUGAAUACUGACUUGUAUCACGGGUGACCUGGCUGGAAGCCUAUCAUUACAGCAAUUAUUAUCUGGAUUUUUUUCGUGGUCGAACUAGUGCUCCAAAAACAAAAUGUCAGGUCGCACAGCAAAAUAUCUAAGAGCGUAUGGUCGCACUUUAGAGCCCUGUGUGCGUGUGCGUGUGUGUGUGUGUGGUGUGUAUCAGGGGUGUAAUCACCCAAUCAGUUUGAGGAAAAAAAUUAUAUAUAUACAGUGGGGAGAACAAGUAUUUGAUCUUGCAGGUUUUCCUACUUACAAAGCAUGUAGAGGUCUGUAAUUUUUAUCAUAGGUACACUUCAACUGUGAGAGACGGAAUCUAAAACAAAAAUCCAGAAAAUCGCAUUGUAUGAUUUUUAAGUCAUUAAUUUGUAUUUUAUUGCAUGACAUAAGUAUUUGAUACAUCAGAAAAGCAGAACUUAAUAUUUGGUACAGAAACCUUUGUUUGCAAUUACAGAGAUCACACGUUUCCUGUAGGUCUUGACCAGGUUUGCACACACUGCAGCAGGGAUUUUGGCCCACUCCUCCAUACAGACCUUCUCCAGAUCCUUCAGGUUUCGGGGCUGUCGCUGGGCAAUACGGACUUUCAGCUCCCUCCAAAGAUUUUCUAUUGGGUUCAGGUCUGGAGACUGGCUAGGCCACUCCAGGACCUUGAGAUGCUUCUUACGGAGCCACUCCUUAGUUGCCCUGGCUGUGUGUUUCGGGUCGUUGUCAUGCUGGAAGACCCAGCCACGACCCAUCUUCAAUGCUCUUACUGAGGGAAGGAGGUUGUUGGCCAAGAUCUCGCGAUACAUGGCCCCAUCCAUCCUCCCCUCAAUACGGUGCAGUCAUCCUGUCCCCUUUGCAGAAAAGCAUCCCCAAAGAAUGAUGUUUCCACCUCCAUGCUUCACGGUUGGGAUGGUGUUCUUGGGGUUGUACUCAUCCUUCUUCUUCCUCCAAACACGGCGAGUGGAGUUUAGACCAAAAAGCUCUAUUUUUGUCUCAUCAGACCACAUUACCUUCUCCCAUUCCUCCUCUGGAUCAUCCAGAUGGUCAUUGGCAAACUUCAGACGGGCCUGGACAUGCGCUGGCUUGAGCAGAGGGACCUUGCGUGCGCUGCAGGAUUUUAAUCCAUGACGGCGUAGUGUGUUACUAAUGGUUUUCUUUGAGACUGUGGUCCCAGCUCUCUUCAGGUCAUUGACCAGGUCCUGCCGUGUAGUUCUGGGCUGAUCCCUCACCUUCCUCAUGAUCAUUGAUGCCCCACGAGGUGAGAUCUUGCAUGGAGCCCCAGACCGAUGGUGAUUGACCGUCAUCUUGAACUUCUUCCAUUUUCUAAUAAUUGCGCCAACAGUUGUUGCCUUCUCACCAAGCUGCUUGCCUAUUGUCCUGUAGCCCAUCCCAGCCUUGUGCGGGUCUACAAUUUUAUCACUGAUGUCCUUACACAGCUCUCUGGUCUUGGCCAUUGUGGAGAGGUUGGAGUCUGUUUGAUUGAGUGUGUGGACAGGUGUCUUUUAUACAGGUAACGAGUUCAAACAGGUGCAGUUAAUACAGGUAAUGAGUGGAGAACAGGAGGGCUUCUUAAAGAAAAACUAACAGGUCUGUGAGAGCCGGAAUUCUUACUGGUUGGUAGGUGAUCAAAUACUUAUGUCAUGCAAUAAAAUGCAAAUUAAUUACUUAAAAAUCAUACAAUGUGAUUUUCUGGAUUUUUGAAAAAUUACAGACCUCUACAUGCUUUGUAAGUAGGAAAACCUGCAAAAUCGGCAGUGUAUCAAAUACUUGUUCUACUUGUACUUGGGCAGCUUGCGGCUGUGCUUCCCUUUGUAGUCUGUAAUAGUUUUCAAGCCCUGCCACAUCCGGCGAGCGUCAGAGCCGGUGUAGUACGAUUCAGUCUUAGUCCUGUAUUGACUCUUUGCCUGUUUGAUGGUUCGUCGGAGGGCAUAGUGGGAUUUCUUAUAAGCGUCCAGGUUAGAGUCCCGCUCCUUGAAAGCGGCAGCUCUACCCUUUAGCUCAGUGCGGAUGUUGCCUGUAAUCCAUGGCUUCUGGUUGGGGUAUGUAUGUACGGUCACUGUGGGGACGACGUCAUCAAUUCGCUUAUUGAUGAAGCCAGUGACUGAUGUGGUGUACUUCUCAAUGCUAUCGGAAGAAUCCCGGAACAUAUUCCAGGCUGUGCUAGCAAAACAAUCCUGUAGCUUAGCAUCUGCGUCAUCUGACCACUUUUUUAUUAACCGAGUCAUUGGUGCUUCCUGCUUUAGUUUUUGCUUAUAAGCAUGAAUCAGGAGGAUAGAGUUAUGGUCAGAUUUGCCAAAUGGAGGGCGAGGGAGAGCUUUGUACGCCUCUCUGUGUGUGGAGUAAAGGUGGUUUAGAGUUGUUUUUUCCCUCUGGUUGCACAUUUAACAUGCUGGUAGAAAUUAGGUUGAACAUUUACAUUACAUUUACAUCAUAAUUUAGCAGACGCUCUUAUCCAGAGCGACUUACAAAUUGGUGCAUUCAACUUAUGAUAGCCAAUGGGACAACCACCUUUUCUUUUUUUUUUCUUUUUUUAUGGGGGGGUGGGGGAAGAAGGAUUACUUUAUACUACUCCAGGUAUUCCUUAAAGAGGUAGGGUUUCAAGUGUCUCUGGAAGGUGGUCAAUGACUCCGCUGUCCUGGCGUCGUGGGGGAGCUUGUUCCACCAUUGGGGUGACAGAGCAGCGAAUAGCUUUGACUGGGCUGAGCAGGAACUGUGCUUCCAUAGAGGUAGGGGAGCUAGCAAGCCGGAUUUAAGUUUCCCUGCAUUAGAGUCCCCGGCCACUAGGAGCACUGCCUCUGGAUGAGCGUUUUCCUGUUUACUUAUGGCCUUAUACAGCUCAUUGAGUGCAAUCUUAGUGCCAGCAUCGGUUUGUGGUGGUAAAUAGACAGCUACGAAAAAUAUAGAUGAAAACUCUCUUGGUAAAUAGUGUGGUCUACAGCUUAUCAUGAGAUACUCUACCUCCGGCGAGCAAAACCUCGAGACUUCCUUAGUAUUAGAUUUUAUGCACCAGCUGUUGUUUACAAAUAUAUACAGACUGCCACCCCUUGUCUUACCGGAGUCAGCCGUUCUAUCCUGCCGAUGUAGUGUAUGUAACCCGCCAGCUGUAUGUUAUCCAUGUCGUCAUUCAGCCACGACUCGGUGAAACAUAGGAUAUUACAGUUUUUAAUGUCCCGUUGGUAGGAUAACCUUAAUCUUAGGUCGUCCAAUUUGUUUUCAAAUGAUUAAACAUUGGCUAAUAGAAUUGAUGGAAGAGGCAGUUUACUCGCUCGCCGUCGUGUCCUUACAAGGCACCCCGACCUACGUCCACGAUAUCUCCGUCUCUUUUACAUUUACAUUUACAUUUACGUCAUUUAGCAGACGCUCUUAUCCAGAUGCAUUCAACUUAUGAUAGCCAGUGGGACAACCACGUUCUUUUUUUCUUUUCUUUUUUUAUGGGGGGGUAGGGGGUGGGGGGGGUAGAAGGAUUAAUUUAAUACUAUCUUUCUCAUGCGAAUGGAAUGUUAUUAAUAUUUUUCAUAAUUUCAUAAUUAAUCAACAUUAUUUUUAAAAACACGCUGCAAAUCUGGUGUUUAUAUGUCAAACGGUUCUGUUAUAUUUCAGUCGUCUGUGAUGUACAGCACCAGUCAAAAGUUUGGACACACCUACUCAUUCAAGGGUUUUUCUUUAUUUUUACUAUUUUCUACAUUGUAGAAUAAUAGUGAAGACAUCAACACUAUGAAAUAACACAUAUGGAAUCAUGUAGUAACCAAAAAAGUAUUAAACAAAUCAAAAUAUAUUUUAUAUUUGAGAUUCUUCAAAUAGCCACCCUUUGCCUUGAUGACAGCUUUGCACACUCUUGGCAUUUCUUCAACCAGCUUCACCUGGAAUGCUUUUACAACAGUCUUGAAGGAGUUCCCACAUAUGCUUAGCACUUGUUAGCUGCUUUUCCUUCACUCUGCCAUCCGACUCUUCCCAAUCCAUCUCAAUUGGGUUGAGGUCGGAGGAUUGUGGAGGCCAGGUCAUCUGAUGCAGCACUCCAUUACUCUCCUUCUUGGUAAAAUAGCCCUUACACAGCCUGGAGGUGUGUUGGGUCAUUGUCCUGUUGAAAAACAAAUCAUAGUCCCACUAAACCCAAACCAGAUUGGAUGGCGUAUCGCUUCAGAAUGCUGUGGUAGCCAUGCUGGUUAAGUGUGCCUUGAAUUCUAAACAAAUCACAGACAGCGUCACCAGCAAAGCACCCCCACACCAUAACACCUCCUCCUCCAUGCUUUACGGUGGGAACUACACAUGGGGAGAUCAUCCGUUCACCCACACCGCGUCUCACAAAGACACGGCGGUUGGAACCAAAAAUCUCCAAUUUGGACUCCAGACCAAAGGACAAAUUCCACCAGUCUAAUGUCCAUUGCUCGUGUUUCUUGGCCCAAGCAGGUCUCUUCUUAUUAUUGGUGUCCUUUAGUAGUGGUUUCUUUGCAGCAAUUUGACCAUGAAGGCCUGAGUCACACAGUCCCCUCUGAACAGUUGAUGUUGAGAUGUGUCUGUGACUUGAACUCUGUGAAGCAUUUAUUUGGGCUGCGAUUUCUGAGGCUGGUAACUCUAAUGAACUUAUCCUCUGCAGCAGAGGUAACUCUGGGUCUUCCAUUCCUGUGGCGGUCCUCACGAGAGCCAGUUUCAUCAUAGCGCUUGAUGGUUUUUGCUACUGCACUUCAAGAAACUUUCAAAGUUCUUGAAAUGUUCCGUAUUGACUGACCAUCAUGUCUUAAAGUAAUGAUGGACUGUCGUUUGUCUUUGCUUAUUUGAACUGUUCUUGCCAUAAUAUGGACUUGGUCUUUUGCCAAGUAGGGCUAUCUUCUGUAUACCCCCCUACCUUGUCACAACACAACUGAUUGACUCAAACGCAAUAAGAAUGAAAGAAAUUCCACAAAUUAACUUUUAAGAAGGCACACCUAUUAAUUGAAAUGCAUUCCAGGUGACUACCUCAUGAAGCUGGUUGAGAGAAUGCCAAGAGUGUGCAAUUAUGUCAUUAAGACAAAGGGUGGCUAUUUGAAGAAUCUCAAAUAUAAAAUAUAUUUUGAUUUGUUUAACACUUUUUUUGGUUACUACAUGAUUCCAUAUGUGUUAUUUCAUAGUUUUAAAUUCUUCACUAUUAUUCUUCAAUGUGGAAAAUCUUCUGAGUGGCGCAGUGGUCUAAGGCACUGCAUCGCAGUGCUAACUGUGCCACUAGAGAUCCUGGUUCGAAUCCAGGCUCUGUCGCAGCCGGCCGCGACCGGGAGACUCAUGGGCGGCACACAAUUGGCCCAGUGUCGUCCAGGGUAGGGGAGGGAAUGGCCGGCAGGGAUGUAGCUCAGUUGAUAGAGCAUGGCAUUUGCAACGCCAGGGUUGUGGGUUCGAUUCCCACGGGGGGCCAGUAUAAAAAUGUAUUCACUAACUGUAAGUCGCUCUGGAUAAGAGCGUCUGCUAAAUGACGUAAAUGAAAAUAGUAAAAAUAAAGAAAAACCCUUGAAUGAGUAGGUGUGUCCAAACUUUUGACUGGUACUGCAUAUAUAUAUAUUUUAUCCGCUUGGAGGGGGUCGUUACCAUGGGAGCAGUAUAACAGCCUCUCACAACACUGCAAACAAACAUGAGUAAAAGUAUUAGGCUACUCAGGAUGAAUAAAUGUCAAUUUAACACAUGUGGGUUUUGUUUUCUGUAGGUCCCUGGUGAAUACCAGUCUAUUAAUGUUGAUGAGUUUUUUUUUUGUUGAGGUCAAGCUUAUGUUUUUUUUAGAUUUCUUUUAGAGAUUUGAGGUUGUUGAGCAACUAA
This is a messenger RNA of Coregonus sp. 'balchen', 12109 nucleotides long. The record is from the annotation of a GenBank genome assembly. NCBI's taxonomy places the organism in Eukaryota, Metazoa, Chordata, Actinopteri, Salmoniformes, Salmonidae.